Messenger RNA from Ambispora leptoticha, 1098 nucleotides. NCBI's taxonomy places the organism in Eukaryota, Fungi, Glomeromycota, Glomeromycetes, Archaeosporales, Ambisporaceae. The record is from the annotation of a GenBank genome assembly.
AUGUCAAUUGUUGAAAAAAUUGCCGAAAUCGAGGCCGAAAUGGCCCGCACGCAAAAGAACAAGGCCACCUCGUAUCAUUUGGGUACACUAAAAGCAAAGCUUGCAAAACUACGACGAGAAUUAAUUACUCCUUCAAGUGGUGGUGGAUCUAGCGGAGUGGGCUUUGAUGUUGCUAAGACGGGAGUGGCUCGAAUCGGGUUUGUUGGUUUUCCCUCGGUUGGAAAAUCGACUCUUAUGUCAAAAUUAACGGGUACUUUUUCAGAAGUCGCCUCAUAUGAAUUCACGACAUUGACAACGGUGCCAGGUGUACUGCAAUACAAGGGUGCCAAAAUACAGAUUCUAGAUCUGCCGGGGAUCAUCGAAGGGGCAAAAGACGGAAAAGGACGUGGUCGUCAAGUCAUAGCAGUAGCACGAACAUGUUCAUUAAUUUACCUUGUUCUUGACGUACUAAAACCGCUGACACACAAGAAACUCAUUGAAAAAGAAUUAGAAGGAUUUGGCAUCCGAUUGAACAAGAAACCGCCAAACAUCUAUUUCAAAAAGAAGGAAAAAGGCGGGAUUAAUAUGACAAACACCGUUCCGCUUACACAUUUGGAUCUGGAGCAGGUAAAAGCGGUGUUGAGUGAAUACCGGAUUCAUAAUGCGGACGUGACCUUUAAGUGUGACGCUACCGUUGAUGAUUUAAUUGACGUUAUUGAGGGAAGGGUGUACAUUCCGGCUAUUUAUGUGCUUAACAAGAUUGAUCAGAUUAGUAUUGAAGAACUGGAUAUGAUUUACAAGAUUCCUCAUGCAAUACCAAUCUCGGCUCAUCAUGAAUGGAAUUUUGAUGAAUUACUGGAAAAGAUGUGGGAAUAUCUUAAUCUUGUGAGAAUUUAUACAAAACCAAAGGGCCAAUUACCAGAUUAUAGUGCUCCGGUAGUGUUACGUGAAAACCAACAAACAAUCGAAGAUUUCUGUAAUAGUAUUCAUAAAGGAAUUGCCAAGGAGUUUAAAUACGCUCUUGUUUGGGGAAGUUCCGCUAAACAUCAGCCACAGAAGGUUGGGUUAACGCAUGUCUUGCAAGAUGAGGAUGUGGUGCAACUUGUUAAAUCCGGAUGA